UGUAUUCCGGCGCACGUAACUCGGCAGGUAUUCUUCUGACAAACUCAUGCCGCGACGAGUGUGUCAGUUUUUAGGUUCACAUUAAUCGAUUUUAUGCAAAUACGCUAUUGAUCAGCAUACAGCAUUUGGAGAAACCAGCAGCAACGUGUACUCCGCGAUUGCCGCAGCGGAGCUCCAAUUUUCACGAUUAAAAUUCGCGCUUGUUAAAAGACGUAGAUCGGAGCCCAUUGGGGUCACGAGCGAUUUUCGCAUCGCGUAUCACGUUCCGACAUCCGCGUAACGGAGUUAGUAAUUUGUUGCCAUCGCCAUGUGAUCCGCGGAAGAAAACAAACGUUUGACGUUUUACGGCUGCGUACACGACCGAGAAGGAGGUUUCUGCUGAGCUAAACUGUGUCUCGUCAAUCCCCUCGCACGCACGCGCACGUGUGCACGCGGUCCUCGAGUCUCGACUGUCACAGCUGUUUACAUUAUCGUUCAUCGACAUUUAUCGAUCCGCGAUAUUUUGCAUUCCAGGGAAAUACGGCAUGAAAUGCGGCUUGUGCAUCAUUGCAAUUUAAGAGAAUUAUAAAAAUGACCGAGGAACAGGAUUCCCUGCUGCACAACGCUAUCGUUUCAGAGAUACCCGGCACUGCGUGUUACAUACCGAAUUUUAUUACCGAGGAGGAAGAGAGGCAGAUUAUAAAGCGCGUAAAUAGCGUACCGCAACCAAAAUGGACGCAAUUGAGCCACCGUAGAUUGCAGAAUUGGGGCGGUAUACCGCAUCCCAAGGGGAUGAUAGCGGAAGAGAUUCCUGAUUGGCUUCAGAGAUAUAUUGAUAAAGUGACAGCUUUGAAUGCCUUUGAAAAAGGAGUGUUGCCUAAUCACGUUUUGAUUAACGAAUAUUUAUCUGGACAAGGAAUAAUGGCACACUCGGAUGGUCCACUUUUUUAUCCUGUUGUAACUACCGUCAGCUGUGGUUCUCAUACACUCCUUGACUUUUACAAACGGCUGGAAACGACAGAGCAACAACAACCCAAGUUAGAAUUCAGUUUGCUACUAGAACGCAGAAGUCUGUUGGUCCUACAGAAGGACUUGUACCACAAUUACUUGCAUUCCAUAGCAGAAAGAGAGACAGAUGGCAUAUCGGGAUCUUCAAUAAAAAAUCUACAUAUGUGUGAAGAAAAGUUUACAGAGGGGGAAGUAAUAAAGCGUGACACUAGACUGUCCUUAACUAUUAGACACGUGCCGAAAACUAGCAAAUUGAAAUUGAAAAUUUUUUGAUACGUAUUAUUGAAAUUUGGAAGACAUACUACAAUAAAUAGUGAAACACAGAA
Wasmannia auropunctata (little fire ant) is the source of this 1313-nucleotide messenger RNA. RefSeq names its product alpha-ketoglutarate-dependent dioxygenase alkB homolog 6. The record is from RefSeq and is a predicted model, not a curated record. Bases 571 to 1260 code for a protein of 229 amino acids. The transcript is spliced from 5 exons. Lineage: Eukaryota; Metazoa; Arthropoda; Insecta; Hymenoptera; Formicidae.